Messenger RNA from Paraglomus brasilianum, 393 nucleotides. NCBI's taxonomy places the organism in Eukaryota, Fungi, Glomeromycota, Glomeromycetes, Paraglomerales, Paraglomeraceae. The record is from the annotation of a GenBank genome assembly.
AUGACUAUUCCUGCGAAAAGAGUUCCUAAGGUUAAGUUUUCAAAAGAUUUAAAAGAAGAGAUUAUUAAGUUUGAAACCAAAGAUCCCAAAAUAACAGUAGAUAAAGAUGGAAAGGGUACGGCAGAAGUUAAAGCCACAAUAAAGAAAGCAGAUGAUAAGGGAAAGUUUGGAGACGAACAAAAAGAUAAGACAAUAAUAAUUGAAUACGAAAAAGGUACUUUUUCUCACUAUGGUAAAAUUAAGAAAGUAGAUGGUGAAGAGGUCCAAGCCCAAGAUCUGGACUUAUCUGAUGAUGAGUUGCUUCCAGCCGAAAAGAAGAUAAAGAAGAAGAAAGUUUAUAAGGGCGGGAGGUUAAUUACUCCCCCUCACUUUUAUGCUAAAAAGUUUAGUUAA